Messenger RNA from Astrephomene gubernaculifera, 1207 nucleotides. The record is from the annotation of a GenBank genome assembly. Lineage: Eukaryota; Viridiplantae; Chlorophyta; Chlorophyceae; Chlamydomonadales; Astrephomenaceae.
GUGGAGGUGAACGGAGGUGCGCCGCUGAGGCCCGGCUGGACGCUGCCGCUGCAGCGGCUGUCGGCGCUGCUGAAGCGCCGCAAUAAGCGCACGGAGGGGGGGUGGAAGUUAAACCCCCGGCAGCUGCAGGUGCGGCUAGAGGAGCUGCUGGAGGGAGAUGCGCUGUACGGCAUCCCACCCAGCUCGCCCGCAGCGGCGGCACUUGCAGCGGAGGCAGCAGCGGCGGCGGCGGCAGCAGCGGCACUAGCCUCCUCCAUGCAACAACAGCAACAGCACCCGCACCACCACCCGCACCCGCAGCAGCUUCCUUCGGGCAGCCGCGCGGGUCGCACCAUGCAACACCCCCAGCACCCCCCGCACCUCCCUGCCGGCUCCUCCUCCUCCUCCCUGCUGGUGCAGCAGCAGCGGCUGGCUGCCGGGCAGGGGCUGCCGGGGCUGCUGGGGCUGCUGGGUGGGGGGGGUGCGGGGGGCUCCCCGGUGGAUGCGUUCCUGCGGGACCUGGGGGCCACACCUGCGCAGGUGCUGGAGGUGCUGGAGCUGCCGGACAUUGACGCCAACAUCGGCUUCUGCGCCGAGUGCGGACUCAUGGGCGGACUGGUGGCGUGCGACACGUGUGUGGACUCGUUCUGCUGCGGCUGCCUGGGCGGAGUGGACCCUGAGGAGUUGCCGGAUAGCUGGAAGUGCAGGUACUGUGAGCAAGUGCGGCUCACGGAUGUGCCGCUCCGCACUGCACCCAGCACCAUCACCGUGAAAACGGAGAAGAAGAAGCCCGCAGCCGCAACCGGACCUGCUGCUGCUGCUGCCGCUGCUGCUGCCCCCAAGCCCCCCAAGGGGCACAAGUUGCCCCCGCCUGCUGCCGCCGGGCCCAGCAACCGGCGACAGUCGGCUCCCGCUUCCGUUGCUGCUGCUGCGGCGGCGGCGGCGGCGGCGGCUCCCUCGGGUGUUGGAAAGGGCGGCGACGGCGGCAGCGGCGAGUCUCUGGCGGGCGGCAAGCGCAUUCGCAAGCAGGAAGUGCCGCUGCGCAAUCAGACCAGACGGCUGACGCUGGCGGGUGUGCCGGCGGCUCGCGGAGAGACAGCAGCGGCGGCGGCGGCAGCGGGAACGGCAGCGGGGGCAGGUGGUGAAGUGGAUGGUUGGCGCAAGGAAACCAAGGCGGCGCAGGCGUUGAAUGCAGAGAGAAAGGGCAUGCCGGGGGGUGCAGGCGAGG